Filobasidium floriforme is the source of this 1379-nucleotide messenger RNA. RefSeq lists its product as uncharacterized. The transcript has 6 exons. Bases 132 to 1124 code for a protein of 330 amino acids. The record is from RefSeq and is a predicted model, not a curated record. NCBI's taxonomy places the organism in Eukaryota, Fungi, Basidiomycota, Tremellomycetes, Filobasidiales, Filobasidiaceae.
UCCCAUGGCGCAAAGAUUCUCUUCUAUCAUCACUCGGACAAUCCAUCAGAUAAUAUGCACCUCGAUCCUAGAUAUCCUAGACACGUCCACCUGGUCAAGAAACCAACGACGUACCGUAUAGCCACACACCCAUGACGGAGCCAACUCCACAAGAAACUCACCCACCUCGGCGGGACAGCCGUCAUCACCACCCGAACCAUACCGUUCAUCAGCACCCAGCGGGACUCCCUUUAAUCCAGGGUUUCAACUUGUGGCACCGCAAAUGGAGCAACCUCGCCUACGCAGGAUUCAUUCUCUUUUGCAACUUGGCCCUCCCAUGUAUACUGUUCUACGUCUUGAAGGACAACACACACAUGACCCUACGUGAACUUAUUGGGAUCUCCUCGGCGACACUCGGGGUAUCGAGCAGCUUUGAUGGCCCAUUCAGAACCUGGAAGCUAUGGAAGAACCGACCGUAUUACGGACCCCUCAACGACCCCGUUCGCUGGCACAUGGAUUUCACCAUGCACCUAUACAGCUACGCACUUUUGAUCUUUGCCUUGCCUUUGGCGAUCGCUUCGGCAGUCAAACCUCCUAUGCCCGACUUUUUCUGCAUGUCAACUCCCAUGCUCGUCGGCCCCGUCGGUCUGAUUUUCCUCAUCUCCCUGUUCCGCCCCAAAUGCCCGUUCUGGUGCUCCUCGGACGCUCCAGGAGUUCGGAUGAAACCGGCAGUCUUUUACAUGUUUGAGGAUAUUGGAGCGGUCGAUUUCAGGCAUGGCAAGGAGUUUAGAGAGGCAGUCAACAAGAGGUACGACGCCUCGCCCCCUUGGCAAGACCUCAUGUGGUAUCUGACCGCCUGGUGGGCAUUUGGGACCGCAAUCUACUUCGGGGUCACCGCCGCUAUCACAUGGACGGUCCGUUUCGGCAUCUCAUUCGGCCUCAUCCUCGGCGUCUUUUUCAUCUGGCUCGUCGUCUGGGCCGUCCUGAGCUUGUGGAUCGUCAAGUGGGGGUUGAGGCGGGAAGAGGUCUGGUGGAAGCAGCAUCAGGCCAAGACGGUCGAGGAGGGCAAGGUGGAGAGGGUGGAAGGUGCGAGCGAGGUCGAGGAAACGACCCCGAGAGAGAGUCAGAUGACCGAGAGGACUUAGGGAAGGCCUCAAUAGACCGGAUUUCCCUUUAUCCAUGCGUUAAGUCCCGUUCCGAAACAACCUACUGUAUCAAACACUUCGUCAGCCUACGGGACCAAAUUCUAAUUACAACUGUAUUUAUAAAGUCUAUACCAUGACUCAUAACGAUCGAUACCCGUGCAGACGGGCCGUCUUGUCAGUGAUCAUUUUCCAGCAUGCUUGCCGUCCGGUGAAAUUACCCGGAUAGGUUUGACUGAGAUAUCUCCAAGUUUGAAA